Molecule: messenger RNA, 2632 nt
Organism: Dromiciops gliroides (monito del monte)
Lineage: Eukaryota; Metazoa; Chordata; Mammalia; Microbiotheria; Microbiotheriidae
Gene: PYROXD2
Product: pyridine nucleotide-disulphide oxidoreductase domain 2
Exons: 14
Coding region: 91-1731 (546 amino acids)
Molecular function (GO): oxidoreductase activity
Source: RefSeq, a predicted model, not a curated record
CCUGCAGACCAGACAAUCUGAAAGCUCAAAGGCCUGGCCCUUCCAGUGGCUGCAUCUGGAAACUGGUUGGAGUUUAAAACCGAGGGGAAAAUGACUCUCCCAAGCCAGAGGUUAGGAAGAGCCUUUGCCGUGUCUACCCAGCAGAGCCUGAGACCAGCAUGCCCUGUGGCGGGGGGCCACCUGCAGCCUGAAUACGACGCUGUGGUAAUAGGAGCAGGACACAAUGGACUGAUCGCAGCAGCCUACCUGCAGAAGUUGGGGGUCAACACAGCUGUCCUAGAGAGACGUCAUGUGAUCGGAGGUGCUGCUGUCACAGAGGAGCUCAUCCCAGGCUUCAAAUUCUCCCGGGCUUCCUACCUCCUCAGCCUUCUGAGGCCUCAGAUUUACAAGGACUUGGAGCUGAAGAAACAUGGGCUGAAGGUAUAUUUUCGAAACCUCUACUCCUUCACACCUAUGCUGGAAGAAGGAAUCCGAGACAAACCCCCGCGGUCACUUUUACUAGGGACAGACAUGGCGGAAACCCAGAAGCAGAUUGCUCAAUUUUCUCCAAAGGAUGCUCAGGCUUUCCCCAAAUAUGAAAAGUUCAUGAAUCGUUUGGCAUCAGCCAUUGAUCCAUUGCUGGAUGCCACCCCAGUAGAUAUGACUGUCUUUCAACAUGGCUCCCUACAUCAGAGACUGAGGGCCCUCUUCACAUUUAAACCCCUUUUACAGGCAGGUCUAAUUUUGGGAGCACAGCUGCCCCAGUAUUACCAAGUUAUCACUGGCCCAAUCACCAAGGUGUUGGAUGAAUGGUUUGAGUCUGAGCCCUUGAAAGCAACUCUUGCCACAGAUGCUGUCAUUGGAGCCAUGACAAGUCCCCACACUCCUGGAAGUGGGUAUGUGCUGUUACACCAUGUGAUGGGAGGCCUGGAGGGGAAGAAAGGAGCCUGGGGGUACGUAGAAGGUGGCAUGGGUGCCCUCUCUCAUGCUAUCGCAAAGGCAGCAGCAGCACAUGGAGCAAAUAUCUUCACAGAAAAGCCUGUGGAUAAGGUACAGGUGAACAGCAAUGGGCAAGUCCAGGGGGUCGUUCUAAAAGAUGGAACUGAAGUGAGGAGCAAACUGGUGCUGUCCAACGCAUCUCCACAGAUCACUUUCCUGAAGCUGGUACCCCAGGAGUGGCUCCCUGAGGAGUUCUUCAAGAGAAUCUCUCAAUUGGAUACCCAGUCACCAGUCACCAAGAUUAAUGUGGCUGUAGACAAGCUGCCCAACUUCCUGGCUGUACCAAAUUCCACCAGUGGUCAACCCCUGCCCCAUCACCAGUGCUCCAUCCACCUGAACUGUGAAGACACCCAAGUCCUCCACCAGGCUUUUGAGGAUGCCACCAAGGGGAUUCCUUCUCACAGGCCCAUGAUUGAACUUUGUAUUCCAUCAUCACUGGACCCCACCCUGGCUCCACCUGGCUGCCAUGUUAUCUCACUCUUCACUCAGUACACUCCCUACACCAUGACAGGUGGAAAGGUCUGGGAUGAGCAAGAGAGAAAUGCUUAUGCUGACAGAGUUCAUGGACUACAGGUUAAGAAUCUUUGGACUAGAAUAAAGAAGGCAAUGAGAGUCACUCUAUACUCUGUUAUGAUCAGCUUACAUCUGGAGGAUUCUGCUCCAUUCUGGACCCCACAUUUCCCCAAGGAUUUGGAUAAGCAGGUAUAUGUCCAAAGAAAGCAGAAUAAGAAUUGUGAGAGGAUUGGAAAUUAGGGUAUAAACAUGGAAAAGAGGUGCUUGGGAACAUGGGGUGGAUAUGACAUUUGUUAUUAAGGAUUUGAAGGAUUGUUAUAUGGAAGAACUGUUAGACUUGUUCCACUUGGCUCCAGUGAAGUUGGAAAGGGGACUCCUGUUCAGGUACAGGUGGAAAUAGCUGACUUCUAAAAUCCUUUCCAACUCAGAGAUUCUGGGCUUAUGCACAAGCUUCUCCACAAUCCAGAGAAGAGAGUUUCAUGAGGGUCAAAUCCCUGUGUGACACUAGCUCUUAAAUUAUCAGAUUCCUAGUCUAUCCUGGAGCAAGGCAGAACCUAUAAAGGAAAAAGUAAGGCCAGUGACAUUUGCCUGGUGUAGCAUAGGGAUAGGCUUGUCCCAGACAACUACUCUUGUGUUUUCUAGCAAGGUUUUAUUUUAUUUUAUUUCCUUUUUCCUUUUUUUUUGUGGCGAACACAAAGCAUACGACUCUGAACAGAGGUGAGGUUUCACUUUGCCUCACAUGGGCCCAGUCUUACCUUGAUUGAUUUCUUUUUUUAAAAAGUUUUAUUGAUGCCUUCUGUUUUUAUCACUAUUAUUUCUAAAUAUACAUCUACCCCAUUGAAUCCUCCCUUAUAAUGUCAGAAAAAAUGGAGUAAAACCAUGCAACAGAACGAUGUCUAGCAGCAUAUAUAACGUUCCAUAUCUGUAAGUCCCCUGCCUCUUUAAUGUUCAUCAAUCCUAAUUUCUUUUAGAAGACGCUGCAAAAAAGCAGAUCAGCCUGGACGACCUAGUUUUUAAAAACUAUUGUAUUUGUUUUUUAAUUCAUUCUGUGAUAGUCCCAAGGGCUUUGCCACUGAACUUGAAGGUCCAUGGGACUUUAUGUGUGUAUGUAUGCAUGUAUGCAUGCAUGUGUGCAUGCAUG